AUGGUCAGAAUCGAGACUUGCUACUUCUGUAGCCGACCGGCUUAUCCUGGCAAGGGUAUCACAUUUAUCCGCAACGACGCCAAGCAGUUUCGCUUCUGCCGCUCGAAAUGCCACAAGAACUUCAAGAUGAAGCGCAACCCGCGUAAGCUGGCGUGGACAAAGGCCUUCCGCAAGGCCGCUGGCAAGGAGAUGACUGUCGACUCGACCCUGCAGUUUGCCCAGCGCCGCAACGUCCCUGUGCGGUACAACCGCGACUUGGUCCAAAAGACCCUCAAGGCCAUGGAACGUAUCCAGGAAAUCAGAACCAAGCGCGAGAGAGUCUUUUACCGCAAGCGCAUGGCCGGCAAGCGUGCCAGAGAGCUCGCCGACGCCCGCAAGCUGGUCCAGACCCACAGCCACCUUUUGCCCAGACUGCGCGGCAGCGAGAAGAGGAGAUUGGCGCUGGAACAGGGCCUCAGCCAGGAGGAGAUUGCCCGCAUCGAGGAACAGAACAUCUUGCCCACCGAGACCAAGAAGGUCUUUGGCAAGGAGAAGAUGCGCCAAAAGGUCAGGACGGACGGCGGCGUCGAGUUCGCCCCCGAGGAGGCCGACGAGACCAUGGAGGUCGACUCCGAGUAA
Pestalotiopsis fici W106-1 is the source of this 618-nucleotide messenger RNA. RefSeq names its product Ribosome biogenesis protein RLP24. The record is from RefSeq and is a predicted model, not a curated record. Gene Ontology annotation, biological process: ribosomal large subunit biogenesis. Lineage: Eukaryota; Fungi; Ascomycota; Sordariomycetes; Amphisphaeriales; Sporocadaceae. Gene Ontology annotation, cellular component: nucleolus. The transcript is spliced from 3 exons. The coding region runs from base 1 to 618 and encodes 205 amino acids.